This is a messenger RNA of Melampsora larici-populina 98AG31, 1801 nucleotides long. RefSeq lists its product as uncharacterized. Gene Ontology annotation, biological process: regulation of translational termination; peptidyl-proline hydroxylation. Gene Ontology annotation, cellular component: cytoplasm. Gene Ontology annotation, molecular function: peptidyl-proline dioxygenase activity; iron ion binding; L-ascorbic acid binding. The record is from RefSeq and is a predicted model, not a curated record. Bases 1 to 1698 code for a protein of 565 amino acids. The transcript is spliced from 6 exons. NCBI's taxonomy places the organism in Eukaryota, Fungi, Basidiomycota, Pucciniomycetes, Pucciniales, Melampsoraceae.
AUGGCCGUCAAGUUUCCUGAUAACUCAAGCACUUCUUCUGAACCUCAACCUAAUACCAAGCGGAUCAAACUGAGUCAAACCACAGAUGCGACUGCUUUUGGUUCAUCCGACCUACUUACUUCGGUUGCUCCACGCUUGAAACAAGAAUACGAAGAAAGUGUACCAUACCAUCAUGCUGUACUACAAGACAUCUUCAAUGAUCAAAUUCUUCGUAAUGCGCGAAAAGAGAUUAAAGAGAAUUUAUGUUUCACACCCAAGGAGACUGAUAUAUACAAAAUCUUUCAAACAGGAGAUCUAGCUAACUUGGAUGGAUUAUCGGGUGAAGAGACUAAUCAACUUCAACAUGUCAAGUUGAUUCGAGAUAGUCUCUACUCUGAGGAGUUCAGAAACUUGUUACAAUCUGUCACUUCAUGCGGUCCAUUAUCCGGAAAACAGACUGAUAUGUCUAUCAAUGACUAUCGCCAAGGCUGUCAUUUGCUCAAUCACGAUGAUGUGAUCAGUACCCGCCGAGUUUCAUUUAUCCUCUACCUAACCGAUCCUGAUAAUCCAUGGGAAAUGAACGAUGGCGGAUCCUUAGAGCUCUAUCCAGUUGAUCCAAAGACCAGUCAACCUUUACAUACUCCAUCUAAAAAGAUCUUACCACGUUGGAAUCAAUUUGUUUUCUUUGUGGUACAACCUGGACAAAGUUUUCAUUCAGUUGAAGAAGUUUACACGCCUAAGAAGAAUCGACUGAGUAUUUCAGGUUGGUUUCAUUUUCCUAAUGAAGGUGAGAAGGGAUAUGAAGAAAGUUUGAAAACGAAAGAGGAGGAAGAUAAGAAAUCCGAAAGCUUAGGGGCUAGUCUUCAACAACUUGUAAACUUUACAUUCCUUAACGAGCCGAUUGUUGCCACUGAGAGCGCCUUCCUCACCGACGAUGAAUUUUCCUUCUUGUCAAAAUAUAUCGACCCUAGCUACUUGAAAGCAUCUGAGCUCGGCAAAAUACGCAAUAAAUUUGUCGCAGAAUCGACCAUCAACUUGAUCGAAUUCUUAGACUAUGGAUUCUCGUGCGAUCUUAAAAGUUCAAUCCUUCUCAAUGAAGCUCGUGAUUUGGUCACACUUUCGAAUUCAAAAGCGUCAGACCUUAAUCCACCAGAGUUUAGAUGGGUAGUAGCCGGUCCACCACACAAACAUCGUUAUCUCAAGCCUGAUCCCAAUACAUUAGCACUCAAUCCUAGUACUCAAAAGCUAAACAAGUUGAAGGAAUUGUUGGAAUCUUCUAGUUUUCUCAAAUGGCUAAGUAUCAUCAGUGCUUCUGAAAUCUUGGCCCAUAAUGUUGCGCCACGUAGGUUUAGACCCGGUUUAGAUUAUACUUUAGCCACUGCCAACAGUUCACCAAUCUUGGAACUUCACCUUUCACUUACUCCUUCACACGGAUGGGAAGAUGAAGAAUUAGGAGGAUGGGAAUGUUAUAUGGCAUCAACUGAAGAAGACGAAUCAGAUCCUGCUAUUUAUAAUGCUCCAAAGAUGGAGGGAUCAGAUGAUGGUGAUACGAACUUGUUAACCAUUUAUCCCACUUGGAAUUCCUUCCACCUCGUUUUGAGAGAUUCAGAUAUUCUUACUUUUACAAAGUAUGUUAGUUAUAAGUCUCCGCAGAGUAAAUGGGAUAUCAAGGCUACUUAUCAAGUGCAGGAUGAUGAUGAAGAGGAGAACGAGGAUUGAUAUGGUGUCCACUAUGACUGUCUUUAAUAAACUACUUUCUUGUCAAGCUUCUUCGUAGUCUUGGAGAGGUAUGAAAAAUGUAACCUGUUCACGACCUAGACUC